Molecule: messenger RNA, 1897 nt
Organism: Anoplopoma fimbria (sablefish)
Lineage: Eukaryota; Metazoa; Chordata; Actinopteri; Perciformes; Anoplopomatidae
Exons: 2
Coding region: 8-802 (264 amino acids)
Source: RefSeq, a predicted model, not a curated record
UGCAGACAUGUCGCUCUAUCUCUACUUCUUCCUCGCUGGAUGUUUCUGUUACAGCUCUAACACGAUUCCUGAAGUGACUGUGCUGCAGAACAAAGUGGCUACACUUCCCUGUCCUUGUGGGAAGGGAAAUGUAACAUGGAGGCGCUUAAUAAAUGGUAAAAAGGUGACACUUGUCAAAAUCAAAAACGGCGUCGAGGAAAGAUUUGACAAGCGCUACGGUUCCCUGGCAGACAAUUCACUGGUAAUAACAAAUGUUAAGUCCUCUGAUAGUUUGAUGUAUUUCUGUAAUACAGCAAAAGUAUAUCUGAACGUGAUAACAGAUACCAACACGGUGGGUCCUAAUGCUGGAAAAGUAACAGACAGGCCAAUAAAUGACGGACUAGGUCCUGGCCUUGGACCAGACCAGAAGGGAAACGCUGAAGACGCAGAGAACCAACAACCCUCAGAUGUUUGGAAGAUACCAGUUGGUGUCGUGGUGGGUGUUGCGUUGGUGCUUUUGUUGAUCUUUACCCUGAAAUUCUGCUUCAAAAACAGAAUGGAGAAAACCACCAACUUGGAUGAAACUGUUCCUGAGGUGAUUUAUGAGGAGAUUGAAUGUGGAGAGGAGCAGCCAGCGAGGGAGUCUUAUUUUGAAAGUCCAUACUACUCGACAAGCAUCAGGGAAAUGGAAAGCACCUCCACACCACCCAAUAAUACCCUGUACAGCACUGUUAACAAGCUCACUACUAAAGGACGCAGCAGUGAAGAGUGCGUGUAUCACCUCGCCCAAAACCCACUAAAGACAGGAAAUGUGGGUGAAUAAGACGCUGUCAGUAUCAGUUCACACUUGGUAGUCUGAUAAUUAUAGAAAAUGGUCAUCACCUGGAUGAAAAAAAGCUCAGAAACUGCUGUAUUUUUUUAUUUCCCGUGCCAAGUUCUGGCUUCCUUUCACAGAAGAGAAAUAAAAAAAGCAGCCUGACUGGAAACAUUAAAACCCUGCCAAGUGAAAUGCAAUCGCCCAGGACUAAAGGGCUCGACUAUUAGUGAUAUUGGUGAGGUGAGGUGAAUGCGCAGAUCACAAAGACACACUGCUGCUGUACAGAGCAGCUUCUUUCCUAAGUUCUCCACCACAAAACCUUUUUUUUGUUUUGUUUAGUUACAUUUUCUUGUGGUGUUUUGUUAAGUGUGGAUGUUGUGUAGAGUUAACCGAGCAUAAAUUCCUUAAUUUCACUUUUUUUCAUCUGUGAAAACAGGUCGGGAAAAAAAAGUUGGUGAAUGGUACAUAUUGUGUGUUAACAAGUUAUGUACAUUUAAACUGAAGAAGACAUGAGUGCUUUUAGAGUUAUUUAGAACAUGGUGUAGUGAUGCACGUUGGCCUCUUGUAGCCACAAUUUGUGUUAUAACAUGAUGCAAUUAAUCCUGACAAAAGAAAUAACCUGCUACAAACCAUUUUUUUGUCCGUUUAAAAAAAAGAAUUUAAGGAACUUGUUUUGUCUUUCAGUCAUGAAUACAGAAGGGAAAACAAUAUAAUUCAGAAUAUUAGAAAUUGGAUAUCUGGAAUUUGUAAUGAUAACUUUGUAACGUGCGGCUGUGGCGUAGUGGAGAGCAAGGUAGUUCUCCAAUCAGAGGGUCGGUGGUUCGAUACCCGGCCUCGGCAGUCGAUGUGUCCUUGGGCAAGACACUUAACCUCAAGUUGCUCCUGAAGGCUUGCCAUCGGUGUGGACUGGAUGAUGAAUGUUAGUUAGAGUCUGAUGGUGGCACCUUGCAUGGUAGCCUGUCAUCAGUGUGUGAAUGGGUGAAUGAUAUGUAAUAUACUACUGAUUGCAAGUCGCUUUGGAUAAAAGCGUCUGCUAAAUGACUGUAAUGUAAUGUUCCUUUUGUUAAGUACAAAUACUAAACUGUUAAGCUAAUUGCUUCU